Octopus sinensis (East Asian common octopus) is the source of this 5071-nucleotide messenger RNA. RefSeq lists its product as uncharacterized. The coding region runs from base 173 to 4510 and encodes 1445 amino acids. The transcript is spliced from 10 exons. Lineage: Eukaryota; Metazoa; Mollusca; Cephalopoda; Octopoda; Octopodidae. Gene Ontology annotation, molecular function: DNA-binding transcription factor activity, RNA polymerase II-specific; RNA polymerase II transcription regulatory region sequence-specific DNA binding. Gene Ontology annotation, biological process: regulation of transcription by RNA polymerase II. Gene Ontology annotation, cellular component: nucleus. The record is from RefSeq and is a predicted model, not a curated record.
AGGAGAGUUCCACACAGGUUUUGAACUGUUAUGGCUAAGUAAAUUCUAAUUAAUUUAUUUAAAAUCAACGACGGAUAUUUAUAUAUAUAUUUAUAUAGAUAUACACUCACACACACAUAUAUAUAUAUACACGUAUAUGUAUGUAUGUGUGUUCGUACCUUAAAAAACGAACAUGAGCGAACAAGAAAAUUCCACGUCCAAGCAUCAUGGCAUCAUUUUGAAAGGCCAAGAGAUCAUUUUGGACAUAUGUACAGCUGAGAACUGCUGCAAUGGGAAGAUCCAUUGCCCCUUCUGUGAUAUCAAUCACUUCAAACCUACAAAAUCACACCGGGUCAGAGAUCACCUAGAGUUGCUACAUCUCUCCUAUGCAGUACAAGCUGAAGAUGUAACUAUAGUGAAAUGUUUCUGGUCUUGUGGUCAGAUAGCUGGACAUUAUCAUUGCCCUUACUGUCCUUCAAAAUUGCUGAAGCGCUAUGCCUUUACUCUGCACCUACAUUCGCAUAUGAAGAAAAUGGGCAAGGAUAAGAGCUGUAUCUCUGUGCCAGAUCCAAAAUAUCCAAAUACUAUCAAAGGAUAUGGUAAAGAAAUCCAUCUUUGUAAGAAUGAAUCAUGUUAUAAAACUGCAAAUGUGAAAACUACUUCGGAUGCAGCGACCCCUGCUGAUGGGGAGAAGGCUUCAGAAUCUUCAGCUGAUACUUCUACAGUUGAUGUACAAAGAUCUGGACCACAUUAUCAUUGCCCACUUUGCAAUGUUCUGCGAAACCGACGGAGUCCACUCAUUAACCAUCUAUGGCGCUGCAUGGAACAGCCUCGCAAUUCCAAAGCACUGACAGACAAUUGGAAAAAGGCUACAAUACUUUUGGAAAAAGAUUUUGAGAAAGUUCCUCAUCCUCGUGAUGUUGAAGGUUUAAAGUAUCACCAGUCCAUUGUACGUACCCUGAAUGAUCUACCCAUGGAAAAGUGCUAUGCUCCUGACUGUAACUGUGGCCAUAAGUACCAUUGUCCCUUGUGUACAAAAGAGAAAUUCAAACCCAAUUUCUUGCAACACCUUCAGUACCAUUACUAUGCUCACUGGAAGAGACGGAUCCAAUAUAAAGAAUACUCAGUGCUCCUCUGUAACGGACGUUGUGAGCUUGAGAAAGGUUGUAAUAAAAUCCGCUAUCACUUUCACUGCCCCAUUUGUGGAUCGACCCGCCGGCGGCGCAAAAGCUUUGCUCGUCAUUUAAAAAUCUGUCCUGGGUCUGUCUGUAUGAAAGUCUUGAAGCAGAACGAGUCGAGUGUAACAGCAAUAGAGAAUUUUUCUAUCAAUGGAGAAUCUGGGCAGAAACUAGAACAGGAAAAGACGAAUGCUGAUGUGGACCUGUCGCCUUCAUUUCUUGUGGCUGAAAACGGUAACAUUGGAGGGAAUGAGCAAACUGGGGAACCACCAUCUGAAGUAACAUGUGAUGAUAAGGAUGUUGAGGAAGGUGAAGUGUUAUGUGAACCAAAAUCCUUGGAAGAUUUUCAGGUCUAUGAACAUGUGAUUGCCAAGUUGUCUAAUAAAUGUCUCGAUGCUCUUCGGGAUAAAGGCAACAUUGAGGAGAUCUUUUCUGAUAUUGCCCUACGUACUGGUGCUGAAUUGAUUUGGAGCGAAGGAGAACUGGGAAGUCUUCCUGUACAUGAAUUAGUUGGAAAUCUGAAAGUUCUAGAAAUGUCAAAAGACUUGGUGUUAAAAGCCAUUAUUGGAGAUCUGAAUACAGAACAAGUUAUUCCCACAAAACAAUAUGAAGAGAAAAAUACUCAGACUGAUGAAGAUUUGUACCCAAAGAAUUGUAUGGAUGCUAGCAUACAAGUUGAAGUCAGCCUGCUGUCAGAACAGAGAAUUCCACCUUCACUUGAAAUGAAUCCCUCCAACACAGUUAAUGGUGAUAAAACGCCAGAAAACACCUAUUCUAACCAGUCUUCAAAGCAACUGAACAAACGGGCAUUAAAUAAUUCUGACAAAGAUACAAGAGUUACUUUGAAAGAAUACAGCUCCAAAAGAUCUAAAGACAAUGGUGAGAAACAUCCUGAGAGUCCAGCAGCUAGUUUGGUGGCCUCACCAUCUUCUCCCAGAAAACGUGGGCGGCCUCGAAAGCUAAACAACUGUUUGAACCCAAGCAAUAUUAAAGUUCGAAAAGUUGACUCAACCAUAGAAGAUUUACAAAGUCCAGGUGCUAAAACAAUCAAAAGGAAAAGAGGAAGGCCAAGGAAAGAGAUUAGCAAUAAAGUUAAUGCUUCUGAAGAAACUGUUUAUGAAAAAGAUCUUGAUGAUGCCGAUGACAUGACCCCAGAUGCUGAUAGUCACCUGUUAAAUAGCAAACGCUAUUCUACCCGUGGGAAGAAAAUUGAUUUCUCAUUCCUCGUGGGAAAACCCAAGAAAAGCGAACUCUUUAAAAUGAACUCUGAAAAUGGUUUAAAUGAUUCAAGUGAUGAAGACUCUCCAUCUUCAGAAACAGUUGGUGCCAGUUGUUCAGACAGUGGUAAACCUGAUGAGGCUAUGUUAAUUGAUGACAGUUCUGAAACUAAUAAACUCACAAAUGAUGAGAGUAACACUAGUAGUAGUAUUAAUGAUAAUAAUAAGAACAAUGAUAAUGAUAAAGUAACUGUUCAAAGUGAUACUGUUAGUCAGAAGAAUUCUAAAGCAUCUUCAACUAGUGCUAAUCCUUCGAAAUCAAAAGAUUCUAGCAAAAAACCUAAAUCCCGUGUUUUCAAGCCAUUAGUAAUGUCAGAUGUUGCUGUAUUACCUACCAUCCGGGAUUUAUUCACUUCCAAAAAAAGGCAAAGACAGAGAAAUAGGAAUGAUUUGAAGUCUGAAUUAGCUGCAGCUGGUAUAAGUGGUCGGGGACCAUCAUCAUCCUUAUCAUCAUCAUCUACUAGUGAAGUAAAUUCCAGGUAUGCUGGGAACACCUUUAAUCAAACUCCUAAAACUACAGAAUCAAAACAGCUUUCAUCUCACACUUAUGACCUGCUUUGUCACUUGUGUGGCUUACAGGAUAAUCAAUUUGAUAUAAUUACCGAACAUUUAAGGCAAGAACACAACAUAGAAAACCCAUUGCGUUGUGAUGUCUGUCAAAGAACUUUCGAUCGAUUGUUUGACUUAAAGAGUCAUCUGUCUCGUAAACAUGGACCAUUUCCCCAGUUAGCUAUUGUUCACUGUUCUGUGUGUGGCAAAAGCUUUCAGGGUACUGCCAAACUGAAUUGGCACAUGAGUUUUAUGCACAAAAUUACUAAGGAACCCGAUCCCAAAAAGACUUCUAUGAAAUGUAAUCAAUGCAGUUUUGUGGCUCCGAACUAUUCUGCUUUGAUUAAUCACAAAGAAACUCAUGUAGAUGAUUCUAAGUUGUGCAAUUUAUGUGGGAAACUCUUUUCAAAAGGGAACCAUUUAAUUACUCAUAUUCAGGCUGUUCACACAAAAGAGAAAGCAGCUCAGUGUAAGCAGUGUGGUAAACAGUUCAAUCAUAUACGUUACCUCCGCACUCACAUGAAACGACAUGAAGGCAUUAAGAAACAUGAAUGCAACUUAUGUGGCUGGCGUUUCUUUGAAAGCAAUACUCUUAAAGACCAUUUAGAAACUCACAAAGACGUUAGCAAACGAAAAUAUCGUUUUACUUGUGACUAUUGUGGUCAGAAACACAUCAGUAAAGCUAAUUUCAAUGAUCAUCUUAACAAACACACCGGCAACAAACCUCACAAAUGUCAGCUGUGUGGCAAAGGGUUUGCUUUCCGCACAAUGUUGAUGAAACAUCAGAUUCAUAUCCACACUACAGAGAAACCAUUUAAGUGUACAUGUUGUGAUCGAGCAUUUAAAUUUAAGUCGAAACUUAUUCAACACAUGGUCAUUCAUACUGGAAUCAGUAAAUAUGUAUGUCAGAACUGUAACAAACCAUUUUCAUGUUCAGCUACACUGAAACACCACCAACCUCGUUGUAAAGGAGAUAAAUCAUGGCAGCAGAGCAGAACGGUUAUCAGUGAUGGAAUGACAUUAACAGUUGAUGGACUUCAACUGGAACAACAGCAGGUAGAGUCUGGUGAAAACAUUGCCAUUCCAGUGGGGGAUCAAAACGACAUUGUCAUCGAUAUGUCAAACCUAUCUGGUAUCCCAGAAGGCAACAUUCUGCAGGCUGCUGCACAGGCUGCUCAGCUGAUGGAGAUGCCAGAAGUGUUUAUGUGUAGUGAGUGUAAUGCUGUCUUCUCUUCUCUAGCACAUGCUGAGAGCCAUGUAACCACAUGUCGUAUUGAUGUUGCUACUAUCGACACACCAAACAUUGAAAUAAAGGUGUUAGACGACCAACAGAAUACAAGCUUUGUUGAAACAGCAAUUUCUGUUGAUAAUACCUCCACCAUUGCUGUUGAUAAUUCCACCACAAUUGCUGUUGAUAAUUCUGCCGCAAUUGCUGUUGAUAAUUCCUCCACGAUUGCUGUUGAUAAUUCCUCCACGAUUGCUGUUGAUAAUUCUUCCACAAUUGCCAUUGAUAAUUCCUCCAACUGAUCACAUGUCAGUGGGGCAUUAUAUUAUUGAAUAAAGAGUUUAAAAGUUCAAAUCACAUCACCAGCUCUGCUCUGCAUGUUGUCCAUAACGAAGACUUGGUUAUAACUGGCUCAGUCCACCAAACUGUAAAUAGGUACCAUAGUGUAAAUAUACGACAUUGCUGUAUUUGGUAAGAACUCUAACAUAAGCAAGUGAUUUGUUAGCUUGCAAUUUUUAAGUUCAAAUCCUUGUGUGGGGUCUGGAUAAGGUAAUAAGAAGCACACUCCUGUGCAUUCUUCCCUGAAAUAUUUUGUAGAUAUUUUAUAUACAGGGAAUUACCAGAAUCUUCUUUGAUUUGGUAGCCAAGGUUUUUUUUUUCUUUUUAAUUUAAAGAGAUUAUUAAUGUAAAUAUGGUAUAGUAUUUACUGGGAUUUUACUAUUUACAGAAUAAGGAACAAUCUCAAUUCUUAGUUUUUGUUAACGUUAGAAAGCUAUCUUUGAAUGUUCAGUUAGAGAGUUGUACAGAAAUAAAAAACCUUGCAAUGUUGUACAGACAAAAAAAACAACAAAUUAAAAAAAAAA